CAGGAAAUUUUUAAAAAAAGGAAAAGAAGAAUUGAGAGGAGUGGAUUAGAAACAGCUGGUAUAGACAACUUAUCUAAAGAGUUUUGACAUAAAGAAGAACAAUAAAGAAUGGAGUGAUAGCUGGUAGUGAAUAUAAUCAAAAUCUUUUUUUUUCUUUAUAAGACAAGAAAUAAAGCCUAUUUGUGUACUGACGGGAAUAAUCCAAUGGAAAGAAAAAACAAGAAGAUGAGUUGGGACUUAGUGCACAGUGGCAAGUUAACUUUAGGUGGUAGCAAGAUCAGUUUGUCCCCAGUAACAGGAGGGAGAGCAGAGCAAACAGCACUGAUGCAGGUGGGGGAUGGGAUUGGGCAGAAGGGAGCUUUUAAAGUGUAUUCUGAUGGCUUCUGUUUUCUUAAUGAAAUAGGAAGCAUAACAAAGAGCUGAGAGUGGAAAUGGCACAAGGAUGCAUUGGAGGAUCAGAGAGAGGAGUGAAAAAUUGAAUCUAGGGGUAUGGGAGAGUGAAUGGACCAGAGAGAUGUCCAGAUGCUGGGCAGCAUUAAUAACCCUUGGGCAGCAUUAACGACCCGCUUGAGGUUCAAGGUCAUAAAUUUGAAAUGAGACUGGUUGUCAUGGUUGGGUGUUUUCUCCAGCCACAUUCAGCUGCUUGGGACAGGCUGAAUGAGUUUACCAGGUGUGUGGUUUUGCCAGACAGUAUAAUAAAGGGAGGGAGGUGCAAGGGGGCUGAAGGUAUAUGUAGGUAGGGGAGUGCUUAUGUUUGACCAGCCUUGCCAGGUCUGUGCAGCCCAAUUUACAGGGAAUCCUUGCACCCUUGGUAUUUGCUCACCCUCGGCUGCCUCCAGCAAGAACCCCCUACCCUUGCGUCCUCGAUAUCUGCUCUUAGUAAUUUUCCAUCCAGUGACCUCCCCCGGCCCGAUUCUGCUAGUUGGCUAUAAACCCCCAGCUGUCUUUGCCGUAUUCUGAGUUGAGUCCGAUCUCUCUUCCCUAUUGCAGCAGCCUCGAUGCCCAUCCAAAUAGUCCUCAAUAAAGUCUGCCUUACUGUUUUAACAAGCGUCCAGUUACAUUUUUUCUUUAACAGGGGUACUAGAAGAGGUGAGCUGAGGAGGAGGAGCUGCAAUUAUAGGUCAGGGAACGUUGGCAGGCGGUGCCGCUGUUGAUGGGACCUGUGAAGGGUGAGGAGGGAGUCCCAGCUUUCAAGUUGGGUUCACAAGUUCCAUGAUUUCUGCUGGAGGCCUCCUAACCCAUCUGUGGCUUCCUCUGCCUGCGCUCAGCCAUGGCCAGCGAGAGCUCUCCUCUGUUGGCCUACCGGCUCCUGGGGGAGGAGGGGGCUGCCUUCUCUGCCAAUGGGGCCGGGGGUCCUGGAGGGCCAUCUGCCCGGAAGCUGUCCACCUUCCUGGGUGUGGUGGUGCCCACUGUCCUGUCCAUGUUCAGUAUAGUUGUCUUCCUGAGGAUUGGGUUUGUGGUGGGGCACGCUGGGCUGCUGCAGGCGUUGGCCAUGCUGCUGGUUGCCUACUUCAUCCUGGUGCUCACUGUCCUCUCGGUCUGCGCCAUCGCCACCAAUGGAGCCGUGCAGGGGGGUGGAGCCUACUUCAUGAUUAGCCGGACCCUGGGGCCUGAGGUCGGGGGCAGCAUUGGCCUCAUGUUCUACCUGGCGAACGUCUGUGGCUGUGCCGUCUCCCUGCUGGGACUCGUGGAAGCCGUGCUCGAUGUCUUCGGGGCUGAUGCCACAGGGUCCGGUGGGCUCCGGGUCCUGCCCCAGGGCUAUGGCUGGAGCCUGCUCUACGGUUCCCUGCUGCUGGGCCUCGUUGGUGGGGUCUGCACGCUGGGAGCUGGCCUCUACGCCCGGGCCUCCUUCCUUACAUUCCUGCUGGUCUCCGGCUCCCUGGCCUCCGUGCUGGUCAGCUUUGUGGCUGUGGGGCCCAGGGACAUCCCCCUGCCUCCUCGGCCUGGCCCCAAUGGCUCUUCCCUGCCACCCUGGUUUGGCCACUUCACCGGCUUUAACAGCAGCACCCUGAAGGACAACCUUGGUGCUGGCUACGCUGAGGACUACACCACGGGGGCCAUGAUGACCUUUGCCAGCGUCUUUGCUGUCCUCUUUAAUGGCUGCACAGGCAUCAUGGCUGGGGCCAACAUGUCAGGAGAGCUGAAGGACCCCAGCCGGGCGAUUCCCCUGGGCACGAUUAUCGCUGUCGCCUAUACCUUUUUCAUCUAUAUCCUGCUUUUCUUCCUCUCCAGCUUCACCUGUGACAGGACCCUGCUGCAAAAAGACUAUGGGUUCUUCCGUGCCAUCAGCCUGUGGCCACCAUUGGUGUUGAUUGGCAUCUAUGCCACGUCACUCUCGGCAUCCAUGAGCUCACUCAUAGGCGCCUCUCGCAUCCUCCACGCCCUGGCCCGGGAUGACCUCUUUGGAGUGAUCUUGGCACCAGCCAAGGUUGUGUCCCGAGGGGGAAACCCCUGGGGGGCUGUACUGUAUUCCUGGGGCCUAGUGCAGCUGGUGCUCCUUGCUGGGAAGCUGAACACACUGGCCGCUGUAGUCACCGUCUUCUACUUGGUGGCCUAUGCUGCAGUGGACCUGUCCUGCCUGAGCUUGGAGUGGGCCUCAGCCCCCAACUUCCGCCCCACCUUCAGCCUGUUCUCCUGGCAUACCUGCCUGCUGGGCGUGGCCUCCUGUCUGCUCAUGAUGUUUCUCAUCAGCCCCGGGGCCGCCGGCGGCUCCCUGCUCCUCAUGGGCCUGCUUUCUGCCCUGCUCACGGCUCGUGGGGGCCCCAGCAGCUGGGGCUAUGUCAGCCAGGCCUUGCUUUUCCACCAGGUGCGAAAGUACCUGCUCCGGCUGGACGUCCGGAAGGAUCACGUGAAGUUCUGGCGGCCCCAGCUCCUGCUCCUGGUGGGAAACCCCCGGGGUGCCCUACCUCUGCUGCGGUUGGCCAACCAGCUCAAGAAAGGGGGACUCUACGUGCUGGGGCAUGUCACCCUGGGAGACCUCGACUCCCUGCCCUCAGACCCUGUGCAGCCACAGUACGGGGCGUGGCUGAGCCUGGUGGACCGGGCCCAGGUGAAGGCCUUUGUGGACCUGACCCUCUCACCCUCCGUGCGCCAGGGAGCUCAGCAUCUGCUGCGAAUCUCAGGCCUGGGUGGCAUGAAGCCCAACACGCUGGUUCUGGGUUUCUACGAUGACACGCCACCACAAGACCAUUUCCUGGCAGAUCCAGCUUUCUCUGAGCCUGUGGACAGCACCAGGGAGGGUGGGUCCCCAGCCUUGAGCACCUUGUUUCCUCCACCCCGGGCUCCUGGGAGUCCCCGGGCGCUCAGUCCCCAGGACUACGUGGCCACUGUGGCAGAUGCCCUCAAGAUGAACAAGAAUGUGGUUCUGGCCCGAGCCUGUGGGGACUUGCCCCCUGAGCGGCUGAGCCGGGGGUCUGGGGGGACCUCUCAGUUGCAUCACGUGGACGUGUGGCCCCUCAACCUGCUUCGGCCCCGGGGUGGGCCCGGCUACGUGGACGUCUGUGGCCUCUUCUUGCUGCAGAUGGCAACCAUCUUGGGCAUGGUGCCUGCUUGGCACAGUGCCCGGCUAAGGAUCUUCCUGUGCCUGGGGCCUCGGGAGGCCCCUGGGGCGGCCGAGGGGCGACUCCGGGCACUGCUGAGCAAACUGAGGAUCCGGGCAGAGGUGCAGGAGGUGGUGUGGGGUGAGGGGGCUGGAGCCCCGGCCCCAGAAGAGGAGGAGGAGGGGGACUUUGUGAACAGUGGGCUGGGAGACACCGAAGCAGAAGCUCUGGCACGCAGUGCCAACGCCCUCGUUCGGGCCCAGCAGGGGCGAGGGACAGGAGGAGGGCCCGGUGGGCCCGAGGCUGGCAGGGAUGACGUGGGGCCUGCCACGGCUCUCACUUUCCUAUACCUGCCUCGGCCGCCUGCGGAUCCCGCCCGCUACCCCCACUACCUGGCGCUGCUGGAGACUCUGAGCCAUGACCUCGGCCCCACGCUGCUCAUCCAUGGUGUCACCCCUGUCACCUGCACUGAUCUUUGAGGCCCCUAACUCCAGGGGUGGGUAGAGGUCCCAGGCCCUUGCCCCAUCCUGAUUCCUGGAGGAGGACGACCAGGCAGAAGAGCAGGAGGGAAGCACCGCCUCCUGCUGGCCCUGCCCUUGGGACACGGAGCCUCGCAGGGAUUUUAAGGGGAUCCUGGGCUCAGGCAUCUCCUUUGGUAGAGGGACCCCGGUGCACUAAUGUGGGGCGCUGUCCCCACCAAGCAGGGGAAGGAGUCUGCAGCCUCCCGGGCUGGCCUCCCUUCACUGGUGCCUUGGCUCGAGGGGCUGGGUCUCCUCCGCGACUCUAGGCUACCUCAGUCUCCCCAUCCUCGCCAGACUCACCGGCCCACGCGGGGUGGCGAAGUUUGUUCUGUUUUAUUUUUCUAACUCUGCUGACCAUGAAUAAAAGACCAAAAGACUA
Lemur catta (Ring-tailed lemur) is the source of this 4439-nucleotide messenger RNA. It is a transcript of the gene SLC12A9, whose product is annotated as solute carrier family 12 member 9. Bases 1271 to 4018 code for a protein of 915 amino acids. Gene Ontology annotation, molecular function: potassium:chloride symporter activity. The transcript has 15 exons. Lineage: Eukaryota; Metazoa; Chordata; Mammalia; Primates; Lemuridae. Gene Ontology annotation, cellular component: membrane. The record is from RefSeq and is a predicted model, not a curated record. Gene Ontology annotation, biological process: cell volume homeostasis; chloride transmembrane transport; potassium ion homeostasis.